CCCGGUCCGGGCCGGGCCCAGCACCCGCUGGGCUCAAAGUUUGCGGCCGCCCCUGCGCCGCGCGCCCGAUGUAUGGGUGAUAUACUGCGGCGGCGGCGGCAGGGUGAGGGACGGCCAUAUUUGCCGGCGCGGCCCGAGCCGGCGACAACAAAAAGUGCGCGGGCUCCCGGCAGGCGCUCGGACGGGUGCGGGGACGUGGGGCCACCCGGCCCGGGCCUCGGCCUCGCCGCCGCGCUCGCGGCCUGGCCCGGCUCUGCCCGGCGCGCCCGCCGCCCGCGGGGAUGUCGUACAAGCCGAACUUGACCGCGCACAUGCCCGCCGCCGCCCUCAACGCCGGAGGUGUCCACUCCCCGUCUACUAGCAUGGCGACCUCCUCUCAAUAUCGCCAGCUGCUGAGUGACUAUGGGCCUCCAUCGCUAGGCUACACCCAGGGAACUGGAAAUAGCCAAGUGCCUCAGAGUAAAUAUGCAGAGCUGCUGGCUAUCAUUGAAGAGUUGGGGAAAGAGAUCAGACCCACAUAUGCAGGGAGCAAGAGCGCCAUGGAGCGGCUAAAACGAGGCAUCAUUCAUGCCCGAAGCCUGGUUCGGGAGUGCUUGGCUGAAACGGAACGUAAUGCCAGGUCCUAGCCCUGGCCAGUCUGAAGGCCCAUCUCGCUACUCCGUGGAGAUGAGAGGCUUUGUUCAAAAUGGCAGUAAUUUUUCUACCACAGUCAUUAAGCUUUGAACCCACACUCAGAAGACUGGGAAGACAUUUUGCAGUAACUGACGAUGUGCAUUUUAAGUAGUUAGGAAUGACCCAGCUCUUUUUUCUUUCUGAGCAUUUGAAAGAUGUUUGUGAAGCCACUUCACAGCAAGCUAUUGUUUGUCCCCAAAUACCAGUGUCCCCUUUCACCUCCCUUUGGAUACAUUUUCCAUUUGCAUCACCCCCCGUUGACUUCCUUUCCAUGAGCUCACCUGCCUCUGAGGAGCUGAGUGCAGACCACAGCACGUUCGCUUAGUAGCUGGCCCACCUGUGUGCAGUGUAGACCCUGCUUCAUGGAGCCGCUCUGCUUAAGCGUUUGCAUGACUGAGUGCUUUGAAGUCAAUCUUUAAAAUGCACAGGUUAUAAAUACAGAAGAAAGAGCAAUCUACCCAACCUACCAAGCACCCUGCAAAUGUCCAUCCUGAGACUGUAGAUCUCAGUUCCAUGUUUACUGUGAGCCCAUCACAUCAUCUGGAAGAAAACGACUGAAACUGUUGCAUCUUUGUAUUUAUUACUUGAUGUAAUAAAGCUUAUUUUCAUUAACACUU
Messenger RNA from Arvicanthis niloticus (Nile rat), 1289 nucleotides. Lineage: Eukaryota; Metazoa; Chordata; Mammalia; Rodentia; Muridae. The record is from RefSeq and is a predicted model, not a curated record.